This is a messenger RNA of Heterobilharzia americana, 939 nucleotides long. Lineage: Eukaryota; Metazoa; Platyhelminthes; Trematoda; Strigeidida; Schistosomatidae. The record is from the annotation of a GenBank genome assembly.
AUGAAUUCUACGAUUAAUUCAUCUGUACUUGAUUCAACAACGAGUACCGUAACGCUUGGAAGAAUAUCGCCUGAUUGUUCAGUUCGGAAAUCAUUGCCAUGUUCACCGGUUUACUACAAUACUACGAAAACACUCGACUUCAUAUCAGAUUCACGCAACAUAAAUGGACGCAAUAGUAACGAUUUUGAGACGCGACGGAAACCUGAAGUAAAACGAAAAGUUACACUCUUCAGAAAAACAAUGCCGCCAGCAUUACCAAUUCAAAUACUCGAAUUAAACAUCAGUGAAAAUAUUCCUUCAACUUCUGUUCAGUCGACAAAUCUACCUAUAGAAAACUAUUCACUGCAGAAAACACGCAAACUCCGGAGCCUUUCCUCAGAUGGUGUUCGAUUAAUAAGUCUUCAGACGAAAAAUACACACUCACGAAAUGCAUCAAUGUCGCAGAAUUCAUCUAACCGGAGUGUAAAGCUAUUUAACAGUCCUGUUUACAAUAAUGUUUCACUCAUUUCGCACACGCAUCAAGAUUAUUCACCAACUACACUCAAUGAUACAGUUUACUCAGACCCAGUGUUUUCAACAACUGUACAAGUUGUAAAAACAGUCAGUUUAGUUAGCCAACAAAUUGCUACAAGUCAAACAGAGAAAUAUGGUGCUCUAAUAAAAAAUAUCGGUGCAACAAUAAAGGAAUUAUUCUCUGCAAUUCAAACUGAAUUCGGUGACAAUGUGGACGAUGAGAUCCUUCUAGCCGAACGUCAGUUAAACUCUUCGAUGUAUUCUCUAAUAUCGACUACAAAAGAUGCUAAACAACAGAACAAUCGUGGUCCACUGCUUGAAGAGUACCGACGACAUUUAAUGAGUCUGGCGUAUGCAAUAGCAGCUGAUGCACAUGCACUAUAUACGACUGUAUAUGAAAACCGUGUCAAACAUAAUCGAAAUUAG